AUGGCGUCAUCAGAUGAUAAGAAAAAAGACACUGGCAGUGCCAAUCCUCGUCACCGAUCGCAUAGAGGUUGUUGGACGUGCAAGCGAAAACGCGUUCAGUGCGACGAGGCUCGACCCCGUUGUCAGAAAUGUAUUAUCCGUGGAAUCGUAUGCGAAGGCUAUGAGAUUAGACUGCGUUGGGUUGCUGGCAUUGCUUCCAGGGGCCGGUACAAUGGAGCAGAGAAGCCGGUGAAAGAGUUUAUUCCACCCCCUCCGAAACGACGACGGCGUGUUCGCGGCAAGAGAGAGAAAAAAGAGGAAGGCGAUCGUCAGGGCCAGCCGGAUCUUGUCGCAUCUAGCUUCAGCCCUGAUCAAAGUCCAAGUCAGUCGGUUAGCCCUCGGGCGACGGUGAAUAUAUUAAAUGAGGCGUACGGGCAAGACCCCAAAGACACUAUCGGCAUUACGAAAUAUUUCGAGCUACCUGCUUCAGCACAGGAGAGAUUUGAACGAGAUAAUUCGGCUUUAUUCGGUGGAAAUCAACAGCUGGCCACGGUCCAAUACACCGAGCCCGCCUUGUCUGGGGCCCACCAGUAA
Molecule: messenger RNA, 573 nt
Organism: Aspergillus puulaauensis
Lineage: Eukaryota; Fungi; Ascomycota; Eurotiomycetes; Eurotiales; Aspergillaceae
Product: Zn(II)2Cys6 transcription factor domain-containing protein
Exons: 2
Coding region: 1-573 (190 amino acids)
Biological process (GO): positive regulation of transcription by RNA polymerase II
Cellular component (GO): nucleus
Molecular function (GO): DNA-binding transcription factor activity, RNA polymerase II-specific; transcription cis-regulatory region binding; zinc ion binding
Source: RefSeq, a predicted model, not a curated record